Oikopleura dioica is the source of this 1038-nucleotide messenger RNA. Lineage: Eukaryota; Metazoa; Chordata; Appendicularia; Copelata; Oikopleuridae. The record is from the annotation of a GenBank genome assembly.
AUGAAAAUCAGCUCGAUUCUUCUUUUAAAAAUAAGUGAAGCUAGCCUUGUUUCCAAACCAGGACCAGUUGUGAUUAAUACUUGGCCGUUCGCGGACGCGUGUAAGAAUGCGUUCGAGACGUUGAAAAAUGGUGGAUCGGCGCUGGAUGCGAUCACUGAUGGAACAUCGACUUGCGAGAGGGAGAGAUGUGAUGGCUCUGUGGGCUGGGGAGGGUCGCCGGAUGAAAAUGGCGAGUCCUAUCUCGAUGCGAUGAUAAUGGACGGAGAGACCUACAAUACCGGCGCUGUAGCGUCUCUUCGUCGCUGCCGAGACGCAGCAAAAACCGCUCGACAAGUGAUGGAACACACUGAACAAACACUUCUUGUUGGAGAUCUUGCUUCUCAGUUCGCUUUUUCUAUGGGGUUCGGAACAAAUCAAAAAUCGUGGAAGAAGAAUAACUGCCAGCCAAAUUACUGGAUCAAUGUCACUCCUGAUCCGAGGAAGAAUUGCGGUCCUUAUCAACCAAUUGGACAGAAACUUGGGAUGAGCGAGAAGGAUCAAAGAAGAACUACACAGAUUCGGCGCUUAGUGACGAAUAAAAAUCACGAUACAAUCGGAAUGGUCGCUCUCGAUGCAACUGGCAAACUCGCCGCUGGAACAUCAACAAACGGACUCACUCAUAAAAUCCCUGGAAGAGUUGGUGAUUCUCCGAUCCCAGGAGCAGGGUCGUACGCGGGAUCGGCAGGUGGAGCCGCCGCGACUGGUGAUGGUGAUAUCAUGAUGCGAUUUUUGCCUUCUUAUCAGGCGCAUGAAAGCAUGAGACUUGGAAAAAGUCCGCAAGAAGCGACGAGUGAUGCGAUUGCCAGGAUACGAGCAGCUUUUCCUGAAUUCUCCGGCGCUGUGAUCGCAUUGAAUAGAAAUGGGGACUACGCCGCAGCAUGCCAUAAUAUUUACAAUAACGAAUUUCAUUAUAUGGCACAGAGCGAGGGUGAUCAAAAUCCAAAAGAAGAAAUUGCUAGCUGUUCGUUUUCAAAGCAAUUCGAAGCGGAUCAAAAAUGA